Molecule: messenger RNA, 3162 nt
Organism: Peromyscus californicus insignis
Lineage: Eukaryota; Metazoa; Chordata; Mammalia; Rodentia; Cricetidae
Gene: Rtn4ip1
Product: reticulon 4 interacting protein 1
Exons: 9
Coding region: 352-1551 (399 amino acids)
Cellular component (GO): mitochondrion
Molecular function (GO): zinc ion binding; oxidoreductase activity
Source: RefSeq, a predicted model, not a curated record
CUGGGGUCGCGUCGGGAACCGGAGGCUUCCAGUCCGCCUGGCUCAGGGAUUGCUAAUGCAGUUUGCUCGCCCGGCCGAGGGCUCUCUCUCUGCUUGUUUGUUUUUUUUUUUCCUUAAGGGGUAGGCGAGUGUAAGGAAGGAAGGGGCGAUGCACAGAAUACUGACUGGACGUCAGCUGGAGCAUUUCUGACGCGGGGAGCAUAGUAGCAAUUCUAUUCUCUUCCUUCCGUUGCUUCAUCAGGUUGAGUUUGUUUCUGGAAUCUCCUCCCCCUUUAAUUGACUGGUGGGUUUGGCAGAAUCUGGCCUUUUUCUCUUUUGUUUUCUGAGGACGCGGCUCCAUCCCUGUGCAGGAUGGAAGUUUGGAAGUCUUGUGUACUUAGAAGAAGUGCGCGUGCCGCCGCCGCCGCCGCCUGCUUCUGGAGAAGCAAAGUUAGCCCAAAGCGACCAUUUAGAGAGAUUAGUACUACACCUGCCAGGAGCACGGUCAUGCCCGCUUGGGUGAUAGAUAAAUAUGGAAAGAAUGAAGUUCUUCGAUUCACUCAGAGCAUGUUGUUACCCAUCAUACACUACCCAAACGAAGUCAUUAUCAAAGUCCAUGCUGCCAGUGUAAAUCCUAUAGAUGUUAAUAUGAGAAGUGGUUAUGGAGCAACAGCUUUAAAUAUGAAGCGUGAUCCUCUGCAUAUAAGAACCAAAGGAGAAGAGUUCCCUCUGACUCUGGGUCGGGAUGUGUCUGGUGUGGUGAUGGAGUGUGGGCUUGAUGUGAAGUAUUUCAAGCCUGGAGAUGAGGUCUGGGCUGCGGUUCCUCCUUGGAAACAAGGCACUCUCUCAGAAUUCGUUGUGGUCAGUGGGAAUGAGGUCUCGCACAAGCCCAAGUCACUCACUCAUACUCAAGCUGCCUCUUUGCCGUAUGUGGCUCUCACAGCCUGGUCUGCCAUAAACAAGGUUGGUGGUCUGAACGCCAAGAAUUGCAUGGGAAAACGUGCGUUAAUCUUGGGGGCCUCGGGUGGAGUUGGCACGUUUGCGAUACAGAUAAUGAAAGCGUGGGGUGCUCAUGUGACAGCAGUUUGCUCUCAAGAUGCCAGUGAACUUGUAAGGAAGCUUGGAGCAGAUGAAGUCAUUGACUACACGUUGGGAAGUGUGGAAGAGCAAUUGAAGUCCUUCAAACUGUUUGACUUCAUCCUUGAUAAUGUGGGUGGAUCUACUGAAACAUGGGCUCUAAACUUUCUCAAGAAGUGGUCAGGAGCCACCUAUGUGACGCUGGUGACUCCUUUCCUCCUGAAUAUGGACCAGCUGGGCAUUGCUGAUGGCAUGUUGCAGACAGGCGUCACCAUGGGGACCAAGACAUUGAAGCAUUUCUGGCAAGGAGUCCAUUACCGCUGGGCCUUCUUCAUGGCCAAUGGUCCAUAUCUAGAUGAAAUUGCAGAACUGGUGGAUGCGGGAAAGAUUCAGCCAGUGAUUGAACAGACCUUCCCCUUUUCUGAAGUCCCAGAAGCCUUCCUGAAGGUGGAAAGAGGCCACGCCCGAGGAAAGACUGUGGUCAACGUCAUUUAAAUAAAGAUGCGUAUGUCGUGGGUUGUUGCUUUCCUGUCGCUGGGUGCCUAUGAUCCAGACAUCUAGCCCUCAAUAGAUACCAUGAAACGUAAAUCUAACUGGGAAAAAUAUGUUUAUAAACGUAAAUAUGCCCGGUGAGACAGCUUAGCAGAUAAAGGUUCUGGCAGUGUAAGCAAUGGCUGCCUGAGUGUAGUCCUGGAACCCACGUGACGGAGGAGGAGAGAACUGACUCACAGAAUGGUUCUCCGAUUUCUCCCCCCAUGCAUAUACCUCCACAAUGAUAAAGAAAAUAAUUAAUGUCAUGAUCUUUUUUAACGUUGGGGGGCGGGGCACAUGUGCCAGGGUGCACUUGUGGAUAUCACAGGGACUUUUCAGUGCUCGGUUCUUUCCUCCUGCUGUGUAGGUUCUGGGUAGAGCGCUAGUCCUUAGGCUUGGCGGCAGGUUCCUUUACCCGCUGAGUCAUGUCACUGGCUCAGUUAAAAAAAAAUUUUUAAGUAUGUAUUUUAAAAAAUACUUUUCAUAGCGGGGCAGUGGUGGUGCCUGCCUUUAAUCUCAGCACUUAAGAGGCAGAGGCAGGUGGAUCGCUGUGAGUUUGAGGCCAGCCUGGUCUACAGAGUGAGUUCCAAGAGAAACCCCAUCUCAAAAAGACUUUUAAAAUUAAUUAACAUACAGAAUAGUUUCUUCAUGGAAUUUCUGUAUCAGCUCCUGCACUUGCCUGCAGUCAGAAGUACAUAGUGUUUUGUUUUUAAUAUUUUUAUUUUGACAUGUGUAUGGGUGUUUUGCCUACGUGUAUGUGCACCACAUGGCAUACCUUGUACCUGUGGAUGUCAGAAGUGGGUGUCUGAUCCCCUGGAACUGGAAUUGACAGGUGAUUGUGAGCAGCCAUGUGGGUGCUGGGAAUCGAACCCAGGUCCUCAGGAAGAACAGCCAGUGCUCUUAACCACUGAGCCAUCUCUCCAGCCUCUGUGUGGUGUUUUUGUUUUCUUAAGCUGCUCUUCACCCAGCUUUGCAGAUUCCUGUGGCCUUCUUACAGCUCAAACCCCAUCAUCUUACCUUAAUGUGAGAUUCUAAAAUGUGUGGUGUAUAUAUGGAUGUUAGUGUGAAGAACUUAACAUUAAUUCCUUCUGAAAUUCAGCAGUGAUUAUUUUCCUACCUGGAUGCUAUAGGUUGGGUUGGGAACAUCUCCAAAGACCCAUGUGUGCAACAUACACACGCAACAAUGUUGGGAGGUGGGAGAACCUUUAAGAGUUAGGACCCAGUGGAGGAAGUGGAGAGGUGCCAUUGGAGGAGACAGCAGGGUCCAGUUCCUCCUGCCUCUGUGUCCUCAUCACCUGUAGGCAAGCCUGCUGGGCACUUUCUUGAUUGAUGAGCAAUGUGAAUGGCUCUGCCCACUGUGGGAGGUGCCAUCCCUGGGUUAGGUGGUCCUGGAGUAUAUAAGAAACCAAAAUGAGUAAGCUAAGAGGGAGCAAGCCAGUGAGCAGCACUCCUCCAAGACCUCUGCUUUAGUUCCGGUCUCCAGGUUCCUGCCUGCCUUGAGUUCCUGCCUGCCCUGACUUCCUGCCAUAAUGGACUGUAAUCUGAGAAGUGAAAUAAAUUUCCCCCAUGCCCCAA